UUUAUACAUUCGGAGAUGCUAGAAGUUGGUUUGCGAGUUGUCCGCGGUCAAGAUUGGAAAUGGGAUGAUCAGGAUGGUGGCGAGGGUCAUGCUGGGACGAUAGUGGAGAUUGGUAGACCUCCCUCCAUAGGAAACUCAACAACUUCCAGCCCAAAUCCCACCGAUCGGACACCAGACAAAACAGUCAUUGUUCAAUGGGAUCAUGGCGCUAGGAGUAAUUACAGAAUCGGCUAUCAGGGUGCUUAUGAUUUGUUGGUGUUUGAUAACGCGGCCGCUGGCGUCAAGCACUCCAACAUCAUCUGCGAUGGUUGUAAGAGACAUGGGAUAAUUGGUAUCAGGUGGAAGUGCACGGAGUGUUUUGACUACGAUCUCUGCACUCAAUGUUACAUGGCAGAUGUACAUGAAUUAACACACACUUUUGAGAGAUAUCAAACGGCGAAUUCUGUAGGAGUUCAUCUGGAAUCGAGAGAAGGAUGCGCGAAAAUACCAUUGAAAGGGAUCUUUAUAGGAGCAAAAGUCAUUCGCGGACCGGAUUGGGAAUGGGGAAAUCAGGAUGGCGGACGUGGGAAAACCGGCAGAGUCAUGGAUAUACGUGGAUGGGACAAUGAAAGUAGUCGAUCUGUUGCAACCGUUACAUGGUCCACGGGUAGCACUAAUGUGUAUCGAUUAGGUUUCAAAGGUUGCGUCGAUCUAUGUUAUGUGGAGGAGGCUAAUGCUGGUACUUAUUACAAGGAACAUCUUCCGUUACUCGGCCAACCCGUCUUGACUGUACCGGAUAAUGGAAACAGCACAACACCGACAAAAAGCGGUGUCACCAGCACAUCUAGUCCACAUCCUCUAAUGUUUAACGUCGGCGAUAAGGUGAAAGUGCUAAUGGAGGUCGAUACGUUAAAAGAGAUGCAAGAUGGUCAUGGCGGUUGGAAUCCUCGUAUGGCUGAGUACAUAGGAAAGAUUGGCACGGUACAUCGAAUUACGGACAAGGGAGAUAUUCGCGUGCAGUACGAAGGCUGCCAUAAUAGGUGGACUUUCCAUCCAGGUGCCCUAACAAAAGUUACCGCUAAGGACGGAUUCUCUCUUGGUGAUAUAGUCCGCGUGAAGAGCGACCUAGCUGCAGUGAAGCAGUAUCAACGUGGCCACGGUGAAUGGAUAGACGUUAUGAAAAAUGCUCUAGGAAAGACUGGGAAGGUAAUUAAGAUCUAUUCUGAUGGCGACUUGCGUGUGGCGUUGGACAUACAUGGUCAUACAUGGACAUUUAAUCCGCUGAGUGUUGUUCCAGUAUCUUCUGGCACGAAUACUAUGACUGCCGCGCACGAUAAUGCAAAUAGCAGUAGAGAUCGUUCAGUUGAGGGCACCGACAGUGAAGUGGAAAAGCUGUUAAGAGAUGCAGCUAGAGGCGAAGCUGGAGUGGAUGCAGUACGGGAAUUCCUCAAGAAAUAUCCUGGCAGAGUGGAUGCGUGUGCUCCUGGCGGUGGCAGGAAAACGUGCUUGCAAGUGGCCGCUCAUCAAGGUCAGCUUGAGCUCUGCACUCUCCUUCUAGACGCUGGUGCUUCCUUGCGUGCGGUCGAUGAGGACGGAGAUACGCCUUUGCAUUACGCGGCAUUUGGCAAUCAGCCAGAGAUAAUGGAUCUAUUAUUAUCGCGAGGUGCAGCCAUCAAUGCCGUUAAUAACGGCAGAUGUAGCGCUUUGCAUGUGGCAGUUAAUAAGCAGCAUGUACAAUGCGUGAGAGUUCUACUGCGUUAUCAUUGCGACGUCAAUCUCCAAGACUCGUACGGCGAUACAGCGUUGCACGACGCGAUAGGAAAGGAUGCGCUAGAUGUGAUCGACGCGUUAUGCGCCUCCGAAAGGGUCGACUUCACGCUGAGAAACAAACGGGGCUUCAAUAUCCUGCAUCACGCCGCACUCAAGGGCAAUGCUCAUGCAACGGAGAGGCUGGUUGCGCGCGCGCGUCACUUGGUAGAUGUGAAAAAGGAAGACGGAUUUGCAGCGUUGCAUCUAGCGGCGUUGAACGGACACCGGGAAGUCGCAGCCAUCCUUCUCUCGCAAAACGGUGGCCGCGCCAAAGUGGAUCUGCGCAACAAUCGGCGGCAAACGCCAUUGCAUUUAGCAACUUCGCAGGGACAUUGGUCGCUCGUUGAACUGUUGGUACAUCACAAUGCAGAUAUCGGCAGUACGGAUGAGGAUGGCGACACUGUGUUACAUAUCGCGAUAGCAAAGAGUCCGAAUCAACAGACUGCUGUACCUACAUCCGAAAGUAGUCGGGAUUCACCGCUUUUAUAUGCUAUCUGGCAGAACCUGGCAAGGCAAGGCACAAAGACUGAAUUAGCAUUAGCUUGUUUUUUGGUAAGCGUGGACAGGAGCUGUAAACUCCUUGAGCAAGUCAAAAAUAACAAAGACAAGACAGCGCUCGAUCUUUUGGAAGGCAAUCCACAGGCCGCCCUGCUCGCCGAUCUUUUACGAUCUUACAAAUACCAAAGUCACAGCACACAAUUAGAAAUAGAGAACAGUCCAUCGCCCGGUUAUGUAGAGCCACCUGCGUAUCGGAUAGAUAAUAUAUCGCAGUCGGAAGGAUUGCAUGUUGCGAAGAAGAACAUAACCGGUUCCGGUGACGCGGCAGAAUGUCGAGAUUGCUCGGCGAUCAUAGAGAACACAAAACAGGAGAAUCGAAUUGAUCCUAGCAGUAGCGUUACGCUCGUUGGUUGUGCACGUUGUGGCCAUACGCAAACAAUUCAAGAUGGCCAGCUGGCGACAGGUGAAGUCUCUAUAGCCAAUUCGGAGGAUAAAUCGAAGGAUGUAUCUUUGGAAGGCAAACGGAAGGAGAUCAGUGACAGAGAAAAAGAGAAGGACAAAGAUCUAGAACGGUUACGUUAUUUGGAGACUAGAGUCGCGGAUCUCGAAGAGGCGAAUAUGUGCAGCAUCUGCAUGGAACGCCGUCGUAACGUCGCAUUUCUUUGCGGGCAUGGCGCGUGUGAGCACUGCGCCGCUCCGCUGAAGACUUGUCACAUGUGCCGCAAGACGAUCACAAAGAAAAUUAAUUUGUAUUAGAAGACCGAUCAAUGAUCACAUGUUCAUGGCUAUGUUCCAAAAUUGAUUGCCUGUAUUAAAAAUCUAUAGUACAUGUAACGUAAACUAUAGCAUUUUCAGUGUUGGCAGUAAAUUUGGAACACUGCCUAUAUCGGAACAUUGAUUCCACGCGAUGUAUAACGCGAGAGGAAAGGUCGGCGCGCGGCAUCAGCGAUAAUAACAGUAAAAUAACUCUAAUAUCCAAAUUUAGAUUACGGAGUUCAGAACGAGAGAUAGAGAAAUUUUUUACUCGCUG
Messenger RNA from Cyphomyrmex costatus, 3316 nucleotides. It is a transcript of the gene mib2, whose product is annotated as E3 ubiquitin-protein ligase mind bomb 2. The transcript is spliced from 11 exons. Gene Ontology annotation, biological process: protein ubiquitination. Gene Ontology annotation, cellular component: cytoplasm. Gene Ontology annotation, molecular function: zinc ion binding; ubiquitin-protein transferase activity; protein binding. The record is from RefSeq and is a predicted model, not a curated record. NCBI's taxonomy places the organism in Eukaryota, Metazoa, Arthropoda, Insecta, Hymenoptera, Formicidae. Bases 16 to 3042 code for a protein of 1008 amino acids.